AUGUCCGGCGAAGCCGUCAUCGAGACCCGCGCCCUGUCGAAGGUCUACCGAGACUUCUGGGGCCGCCAGAAGGUUCGCGCCCUCAAGGCGCUCGACCUUGAGGUCUACCGCGGAGAGAUCUUCGGUCUGCUCGGCCCGAACGGCUCGGGCAAGACGACGACGAUCAAGCUGCUGCUCGGUCUGCUCUUCCCGAGUGACGGCCAGGCGCUCGUCUUCGACAAGGACGCGACCGACGUCUCCAAGAACGAGCGGAUCGGCUACCUGCCGGAAGAGUCGUACCUCUACAAGUUCCUCAACGCCGAGGAGACGCUCGAUUUCUACGGCCGCUUGUUCGACAUGCCGGCCGAGGUCCGCAAGGAGCGGAUCGACUCGCUGCUGAAGCUCGUCGGCAUCGAGCGGGCCCGCAAGCGUCAGUUGCGGGAGUCCUCCAAGGGUAUGCCCCGCCGCAUCGGACUGGCCCAGGCGCUGAUCAACGACCCGGAGUUGAUCCUGCUGGACGAGCCGACCAGCGGCCUCGACCCGAUCGGCACGCGCGAGAUGAAGGACAUGAUCCUCCAACUCCGCGACCAGGGGAAAACGGUCGUCAUGUGCAGCCACCUGCUGGCCGACGUGCAGGACGUCUGCGACCGGAUCGCGAUCCUGCACCAGGGCGAGCUGAAAGAGCUCGGCCGCGUCGACUCGCUGUUGACCGUUGAAGACGUCACCCAGGUCAAGGCGCGGAACCUCAGCGACGACUGCCGCAACGAGCUGCGUGACGUGAUCCAGCGACACGGCGGCGAGCUGCUCGAGAUGGACAGCCCCACGACCACGCUCGAGGACCUCUUCCUGUCGAUCGUCCGCGACAGCGAAGCCCGCCCGGGUCGCCGCAUCGUCGGCGAACACCAACGCAGCGGUGGGGACGAGGGCGGCGCCGCCUAG
Molecule: messenger RNA, 918 nt
Organism: Cladocopium goreaui
Lineage: Eukaryota; Dinophyceae; Suessiales; Symbiodiniaceae
Source: the annotation of a GenBank genome assembly